AUGGAUAGCGUGUGUAUCAAUCCUCAGUUCAGCAGAACUGCAUUAUUGCGUGGUAAAGGGAUGGCAAGUCCGAAGUUUGAUGUUCUAAAAUGUGGCACGUGGCAAUGUCUUAGCUCACUCAAUUCUUUGAAGAGUAGUUGCAGUAGAUUCUGUGGCCAACCGAACAUCAAACUUCCGUUGCGCAAAUCCACUCGUGUCCAAUCACUGGUCAUCAAAUGCGAUCACCCUCAAAAUGCAGAUUUUCCUCGUUACUACUCUAAACGGGAGAAAAAACCAUUUCCUGUACCCAUUGUCGAGUUACGCCGAGCUGCCAGAGAGAGGCUGAAAAAUAGAAAGAACCAACCAAGAAGUCCCGUGCCUCCUCCCAAAAAAGGCCUAGUGGUUGGAAGACUAAUUCCUGUUGCGUAUAGGGUGCUGAAUGCAAGAAUCACACUUAUCAACAAUCUUAAAAAGCUCCUGAAAGUGAUGCCUGUAAAAGCGUGCAAGUGGUGCAGCGAAAUCCAUGUGGGCUCGUUCGGGCACCCUUUCAAAUCAUGCAAGGGCUCACAAGCUUCAAUCCGCAAGGGUUUGCACGAGUGGGGCGAGGCAGUUAUCGAGGAUUUGCUGGUUCCGGUCGAGGCCUUCCACCUGUACGAUCGUCUCGGAAAUCGCAUCACCCACGGGGAGAGAUUCUCCGUCCCGAGAAUCCCGGCUCUUGUCGAGCUAUGCAUUCAGGCAGGGGUUGACCUGCCCGAGUACCCGACCAAGAGAAGAAGAAAACCGAUCAUACGCAUCGGGAAGAAGGAGUUUGUCGAUGCUGACGAGAGCGAGCUUCCCGACCCGGAACCGGAAGGCCCGAAGCCCGAAAUACUCGUCGAAAUACCAGAUUCAUCCGAAAUUGUGCCGCCAGCUGGCGAGGAAGAAACUGCAUUGCUUGCCGAGGAAACACUAAAAGUUUGGGAAGAAAUGAGAGCAGGGGCCAAAAGGCUGAUGAAGAUGUAUCCGGUUCGGGCCUGUGGGUACUGCCCGGAAAUUCAUGUGGGCCCAACUGGGCACAAGGCCCAGAACUGCGGGGCCCACAAGCACCAGCAGCGUAACGGGCAGCACGGGUGGCAAACUGCGGUUCUUGAUGACUUGAUUCCGCCAAAGUACGUGUGGCAUAUGCCUGAUGUUAAUAAGCCUUUGGAAAGGGAGCUAAAAAAUUUCUACGGACAGGCUCCUGCAGUUGUUGAAUUGUGCGUGCAGGCUGGGGCUCGUGUGCCGGAGAACUACAAGCCGACUAUGAGGUUGGAUGUGGGAAUACCUACGGAUGUUAGGGAAGCUGAAAUGGCCGUUUGA
Molecule: messenger RNA, 1317 nt
Organism: Striga hermonthica
Lineage: Eukaryota; Viridiplantae; Streptophyta; Magnoliopsida; Lamiales; Orobanchaceae
Source: the annotation of a GenBank genome assembly